Chelonia mydas (Green sea turtle) is the source of this 4306-nucleotide messenger RNA. RefSeq names its product synapsin II (gene SYN2). Gene Ontology annotation, cellular component: synaptic vesicle; synaptic vesicle membrane. Gene Ontology annotation, molecular function: ATP binding. Gene Ontology annotation, biological process: neurotransmitter secretion. The record is from RefSeq and is a predicted model, not a curated record. The transcript is spliced from 13 exons. The coding region runs from base 1790 to 3523 and encodes 577 amino acids. Lineage: Eukaryota; Metazoa; Chordata; Testudines; Cheloniidae.
UAACGUUUAAAAAGUUUUAUUAAAGAAGUAACAUCAGCAGUUCCAGGUAACUAGUACAGUGUAUGUUUGGAAUACUGGAUUACUGAAUAAAGUGGCCAAUUUACUGGGAUGGUUCAAAUGCUACUUCUAAUUUAGGUUGCUAGUUUAGCAUAGACAUGUUGAUAUUUAUUUAGGUAGUAAAUUGCUGGAGGUAGGGACUGACUUAGGAACUUAGGGGAGGUGCUCAGUGAAAUAUAAUUAACAAAUUUCCAAACUGAUGGAGAAGUGCUUUCCAGGUCUAGCUCCCUUUCAGCCAAGUCACCCAUGGCAGAGAGCAUGACACCCCUACUGCCCCACAGAUAAAGAACAGUUGAUCAAGGUGGGAUUCUGAGAGAGGUCUGGCUGCACCCACACUACCAUAGCCACUCUAUGCAUUGCCUAUAGCGUGGGUUACACCUGUGGAAUUUAGCCCCAUUCACGGCUGCCCACAAAGGGACCUAGCUCCCUUUGAGAGGGUCUCCAAACUGAGUGGCACUGCAAUGAGGCAUGCAAGGUCUUAGCGCCACUCAGGUUUGGCCUGGCAGCCCUUGUUUCAUAAUCGAGGGGCCAUUGGGCCAAACCUGAAUUGCACUGCCACCCCCACAGCCCCACAGAUAAAGAACAGUUGAUCAAGGUGGGAUUCUGAGAGAGGUCUGGCUGCACCCACACUACCAUAGCCACUCUAUGCAUUGCCUAUAGCGUGGGUUACACCUGUGGGAUUUAGCCCCAUUCACGGCCGCCCACAAAGGGACCUAGCUCCAUUGGAGAGGGUCUCCAAACUGAGUGGCACUACAAUGAGGCAUGCAAGGUCUUAGCGCCACUCAGGUUUGGCCUGGCAGCCCUUGUUUCAUAAUCGAGGGGCCAUUGGGCCAAACCUGAAUUGCACUGCUACCCCCACACAAGGUUACAAUGUCCAGAGUGGGGAGCCAAGCCCAGCCCUAUACCAGAGAAGCUGCUGCUGUGGGGGUGCAGGUGUAUGGCUCUCUCCAAUCUUGUCCCCCUGGGCCUCCCCUCCUGGUAAUCUUUCUGCAAGGGUGGAGAGGCCUCAGUUUCAGAUUUUCUCUGGCUCCCCAAACCUCCUGUGCGGCCCUGGGCCCAGGAGGGAGGUGUUGGCCCUGUGCAGCUGAGCCCCCCUGGCAGAGUAGUGGCCCCCCUGUGCAGCGCUGUGUUCCCCGGGGGCGGGGCUAUCGCCCCUCCCCCUGGCGGUGUGUGUUGGCAGGGAAGAGCCCCGAGGACGGUUCGGUGCCGGGGCGGGGCUGCCCCCAGCCCAGGUCUCUCUCUGCCCCGGAGGAGCGGUGGGCUCUGGGGGCCGAGGGCUGUGCAUUGCGGCUGUGGAGCCCUCUAGAGCAGCGCAGGGGGCGGUGCGGAGUGCGGGGCAGAGCCCGCCCCGGAGAAACCCGCCCUGAGCCAGGCCCCCCAGGAGCGCUCCUGGGGCCCCUCCGGCGCUGUGAGGCGGGGGCCCGGCAAGGCGUUAGCCCAGCCCUGCCUCUGGCCCGCGGCGCGCUCACCGCAGACCAGCCUUGGGCGGCUGCCACCUAGAGACUGGAGGGAGCAGAGGGAGGGAAGCAGCCGCCGCCGCCACCACCACCACCACCACCACCACCGGCCCGCUGCUCUCGGGAAGGCAGAGCCUCCCCUCAUUGGGGCUGCAGCCUGCGUGCGAGCCCGCCUGCACAGCGCAGCGCCCGGGCAGGAGCGGAGCCCGCUGCAGCGCGCCGCCCCUCUCCACCUCGCCGCAUUCUCGCCAGCAGCUCCCCCGGAUCCCGGCCAGAUGAUGAACUUUCUGCGGCGCAGGCUCUCGGACAGCAGCUUCAUCGCCAACCUGCCCAAUGGCUACAUGACCGACCUACAGCGGCCGGAGCCCCAGCAGCCGCCGCCUCCCUCUGCCUCCUCGGCGGCUCCUGCCGCCGCCUCCCCGGCCUUGGAGCGCAGGCAGCCGCCGCAGUCGGCACCACCCCAGCAGCAGCCGCAGCAGUCGGCGGGCAGCAGCUUCUUCAGCUCCCUCUCUAACGCCGUGAAGCAGACGGCAGCCUCGGCCGGCUUGGUGGACGCGGCGUCCGCCGCUUCCUCAGCUGCGGCCAAAAAGUUCAAGCUGCUGCUGGUCAUUGAUGAGCCGCAUACGGACUGGGUCAAGUGCUUUCGUGGGAAAAAGGUCCAUGGGGAAUAUGACAUCAAAGUUGAACAGGCACAAUUUUCAGAGAUCAACUUGAUAGCCCAUGCUGAGGGCAGUUAUGCCGUAGACAUCCAAGCAUUCCGUAAUGGCACCAAAGUUGUCAGGUCAUUCAGACCUGAUUUUGUUCUUGUUCGACAACAUUCAUUCAGUAUGGCUGAGAACGAAGACUUCCGUAACUUAAUCAUUGGAAUGCAUUAUGCUGGUAUCCCCAGUGUCAACUCCCUAGAGUCAAUCUAUAAUUUUUGUGACAAACCUUGGGUGUUUGCCCAGCUGGUGUCCAUCUCCAAAACUCUGGGUGUGGAGAAGUUCCCUCUAAUUGAACAAACAUUCUACCCAAAUCACAAGGAAAUGUUAACACUGCCAACGUUUCCUGUUGUCGUGAAGAUUGGACAUGCUCAUUCAGGCAUGGGAAAGGUGCAGGUUAAGGUAGACAACCACUACGAUUUUCAGGACAUAGCCAGUGUGGUAGCACUUACCCAAACCUACGCCACCACUGAACCCUUCAUAGACUCCAAAUACGACAUCAGGAUCCAAAAGAUAGGCAGUAACUACAAAGCAUACAUGAGGACUUCCAUAUCUGGAAACUGGAAGACAAACACUGGCUCUGCAAUGUUGGAACAAAUCGCUAUGUCAGACAGGUACAAGCUCUGGGUUGACACCUGUUCUGAAAUGUUUGGGGGUUUGGAUAUCUGUGCUGUCAAAGCUGUACAUGGCAAGGAUGGAAAGGAUUAUAUUUUUGAGGUUAUGGACUGUGCAAUGCCUUUGAUUGGUGAACAUCAGGUUGAAGAUAGGCAACUUAUAACUGAUCUUGUUGUAAGCAAAAUGAACCAAAUGUUGUCCAAAACACCUAUACCAUCUCCUCAGAGACCCACUGCCACUCAACAGCCUCAGAGUGGAUCACUUAAGGAACCAGAGCCAAACAAAAUCCCACCUCAGCGACCACCACCUCAAGGGGGCCCAGUACAACCCCAAGGAACGCAAUCACAAAGCCAGGAGCCAUUGCAACCACAGCGCAUGUUCCCCAUGGGGCAGUCAGCAAAGCCCUCAACUUCCCAGCCACAGCGUCCACCUGGCCCUACAACUCAACAACCACGUGCGCGGGGUCAAGGUAUUUCCAGCGCCGGGUUAUCAAUGGAAGUGGAGCCAGAGCCACAACCUGCUCCACAGCAGAAACCUCAGUCUCAUCCACAGCUUAACAAAUCACAGUCUUUGACAAAUGCCUUCAGUUUCACAGAAUCAUCCUUCUUUCGAUCAUCUGUGAACGAGGAUGAAGCAAAAGCUGAAACUAUCCGAAACUUGAGGAAGUCCUUUGCUAGCCUUUUUUCUGAUUAGCCAUUUGAAGAUCAGUUUCAUGCAGUUGCACAUGGCUUAUAGACUAGAACCUACAGUGAAUAUUAUUUAGUGUUUAUAUCCUUGUGACCCAUCCUCCAUUACUGUUCCAAGCAAUAUGUUAAUCUUUAAAAAGGUCUAUGAUGAGAUACAAUUCAGGUACACUGUAUAAAAAUCUAUAUAAUAUGAGAGGAAAAGCUAUAUUAGUAGUAGUACAAAAUGCUUCAUUUUAUGGUCCUUGUCAAUUGUAACAUUGUGGCCUUACUAUGACUGCACUAUAUUAUCCUAUUGGAUACUCCUCUGUGGAAUUGUUGUCAUAAAGCAUUGUGUUAUGGGUUUCCCCUUGUUUUUGCCAUCUCCAGUGCUUUGCAAUGCAUGUUUAUGUUAUGAGUGAAUGUUUUGUGCUGCAAGGAUACAGUCUUAACCUGACUUGUUCUUGCCUCAGAUUGUUAUGAGGCAAUUCACAUUAGUGUUUCCUGUUGUCAAGUCACUUUACUGUUGUGAAAAAUUAAAGCAGUUUUCUUCCUCCUUUGACAACCUUUCCGUCAACCAACUAUAGAGUUCUGAUAUAUUUGCUGAGCAUUAUCACUAGGCUAAAACAGUGAUGUCAUAAAUAGAGUAUGUGUAUGCACUAUUGUAUCUUUAUAUGUCUGCUGAACAUUUAUUUCCUAUUGUUAAUUUAAUAGUGAUCUCUGAGUUGUAAAGUAACAUGCAUGACCUAAUAAUGUUACCAAUAUUUUUUGUGUACCCCUUCUAAUAAAUGCAAAGCCCUGUGCUUGGUAAAGA